Coniophora puteana RWD-64-598 SS2 is the source of this 562-nucleotide messenger RNA. RefSeq lists its product as uncharacterized. The transcript is spliced from 3 exons. NCBI's taxonomy places the organism in Eukaryota, Fungi, Basidiomycota, Agaricomycetes, Boletales, Coniophoraceae. The record is from RefSeq and is a predicted model, not a curated record. Bases 110 to 307 code for a protein of 65 amino acids.
CGAACCUAUCGAGUCCUUCUGCGUCCCGAUGCGUCCAUGCAGGUCUAUUCAUACCUCCUCACAAUCCUGACAUGUACUGUCCGACCUGAUCUCGGCGCUGUCCUAGAAUAUGCACCAUCCGAUCUGGGACUAUCCGCGGAGUAGAGACGCAAGGCGGGACUUCGUUGAACAGGAGCUGAUUCCUGGGUUGCCGAUCUUGCCUUGUUGCAAUCAUGUCGAUCAACGCCGCCAGGAGUCCUCAGCGCCUAGCGCGAGCUCCUCACUUCAAUAUAUGCGCCUCAAGAUGAACAGACUUGAAGAGAUCUGAUACACGGGCGCUAGGCAGGAAAUACCGCAGGAGGCGAGAUAGAUGCAUGCUACAUCGCACCAGCGUUGUACGACCAAGUUCUGCAUUCUUGAAGCGAAUGAUUCAUCGUAAUCGCGAUUGGAGAUGGCAAGUCACCACAUCACUCACCGACUCGUAUGCAUGUGGUUGCCCAUGUCAAGCAGAGGUGUUGGCGGCCGACCUCAGCUUUUUGCUGCUUGUAUAGCACGAGCACCUUACUGUCCUAGUCACAAAAUU